AUGUUGACGAUAGACUCGCUCCUCAACCCAGCAGGCGGCCAUCGAUACCACGAACAAUACGGCAACACCGCUCCGCCAACGCCAGCGUACAGCUCGUGCACCUACUCCCAAGGAGGUACUCCUCGACCGGAGACACCGCUUACCCCAUCGCCAAAACGCCAGAAGCUCGUCAAAGAUGCCGCCAUGUUCAUUCGAAACCGACCCCAGGGAGAAAUCAACUACCCAGCUUCGGAAUGCAGCGAAGAAUUCGAGUGCCUCGCUCCUCACCAGCGUCAGGAACUUGCCCAGCAGCACCUCAACUUCCAUCUUUAUCCAAGUGGUCGAGGCGAAGAUGGUCGGAUCGAGGACUACGCUCGACGCAUACCAUAUUCGAGUGAGAAGAAGGAGUUCUUGACAAAGACUGGCCGAGAUGCAUUCGAAGUCUUCCAUUAUACCUUCAUCGUUCCCAACGACCCAAAUCGCAAGGAGCAUGUCGUCAUGUGGGACUACCGGAUCGGUCUUGUCAGAAUCACUCCCUUCUUCAAGGCCUUACAACAUACCAAGACCACACCCGCAAAGGCGCUGUCUACCAACGCUGGCUUGAAAGAACUCGCGCACUCGAUCACAGGAGGCGCAUUGGUAGCUCAGGGGUACUGGAUACCAUAUGCUUGUGCUCGAGCGGUCUGCCUCACCUUCUGCUACAACAUUCGCUGGGCACUGACGCCAGUGUUCGGUCCUACGUUCAUCAACGAGUGUCUCAGACCAGGAGAGCCAGGCUUCGGAAGCUUCAAGAUCGAUCCUGAGGUCGUUCGUUGCGCUGCCCGUGAGGCCGAAGGCUGGCGCCCAGACAAUUACGGACAGAGGAUCAUGCCGGUACCUGUAACAAGCCAUCACUAUGGACAGCCUGCUCCACGAAGUCAACCAGAAGAAUUCCGCCAGCCAAUGCCGGCGCCGCAGCCACGAGGCGGCCACAUACGCUUCCACACAGAUUCUCCCUUUGGUCCCAACGCGCACAGGUCCACUGGGCCUUCCUAUACCUAUGCCGGCCCAGGCGAUGAGUCUCCGGCACUGUCGCCAAAGUCCACGAGCUACGAAUACCAAGACAGUCCAGGGUGGACCAGCAUCAACAAGAGGCAUAACGAAGUCUAUCAGCAACCAUAUGCCGGGCCUGGGGAGCCGCUCUCAGACUCGCUGCUAAUGGAGCCACGCUAUGCCCCGCCAGCGCCAUGGCGUGCCGCAGAACCUCUAGGCAGCAUGCCGGAGCAAAGACCUGUGGAGCCUGCUCACACGCAAGCCAAGCAAGCCUUGAAGCGUCGACACAGCGAUGUAGACGACUCAUCAGACGACCUUCCAGAUGAAGAACCCGAAGCGGUCCUCAGCACAUCCAGCGAAAGUGACGAUGCGGAUCUCCCGCUGUCUCCGCCACCGACACGUCGAGGAAGGAGUUCUCGUGUUACCCGUAGCAGCAAGAAGUCGAAGCCAGCCACUGGGCCAUCGGGUAAGAAAUUCACGGAAGCUGACGAGCAAGCCGCACGCUGGCUGCUCAACCUGAGUACCCGGGAUUCUCAGUUGGCGCGGGAGCCAAAUCAAUUCAGCAUGCGCAACUUCGAGAUGAGCGGUCGAUAG
Messenger RNA from Cercospora beticola, 1605 nucleotides. RefSeq names its product Xbp1p (gene XBP1). Gene Ontology annotation, molecular function: DNA binding; transcription regulator activity. The record is from RefSeq and is a predicted model, not a curated record. Gene Ontology annotation, cellular component: SBF transcription complex; MBF transcription complex. Lineage: Eukaryota; Fungi; Ascomycota; Dothideomycetes; Mycosphaerellales; Mycosphaerellaceae.